This is a messenger RNA of Ochotona curzoniae (black-lipped pika), 4557 nucleotides long. It is a transcript of the gene HSPA4L, whose product is annotated as heat shock protein family A (Hsp70) member 4 like. Gene Ontology annotation, cellular component: cytosol; nucleus. Gene Ontology annotation, molecular function: ATP binding; ATP-dependent protein folding chaperone. The record is from RefSeq and is a predicted model, not a curated record. Lineage: Eukaryota; Metazoa; Chordata; Mammalia; Lagomorpha; Ochotonidae. Gene Ontology annotation, biological process: protein folding. Bases 255 to 2777 code for a protein of 840 amino acids. The transcript has 19 exons.
GCCGGUUGGAGGCGGCCGAACCGCAGUGGAGAGAGACCUAGGCGUCCAGACGCGGCGGAGCUUGCGGCGCGGGCGGCCUCUACCCCCUGCGCGCCUCCCGACGGUCCGCCCUAGGUUUUUCUGCGUAGCGACUUGGGUGUCAUUUCUCCUUUGCUUCUCCUAGGAGUGGCAAUCCCGGCAGCAACAGCUCAGAAGCGGACGCAGUUCCCUCGUCGGCGAUUUCAGUGCCAGCACCCCGACCUUUAGGAGGCGGGAUGUCUGUGGUUGGCAUUGACCUCGGGUUUCUCAACUGCUACAUCGCCGUAGCGAGGAGCGGCGGCAUUGAGACCAUCGCCAAUGAGUACAGCGACAGGUGUACCCCGGCCUGUAUAUCUUUGGGAUCAAGAACUCGAGCCAUUGGAAAUGCAGCUAAAAGUCAGAUAGUCACAAACGUGAGAAAUACAAUUCAUGGCUUCAAAAAGCUUCAUGGACGAUCAUUUGAUGAUCCCAUUGUGCAAACUGAAAGGAUCAGACUUCCUUAUGAGUUGCAGAAGAUGCCUAAUGGAAGUGCAGGAGUUAAGGUGCGGUACCUAGAAGAAGAGAGACCAUUUGCAAUUGAACAAGUCACUGGAAUGCUAUUAGCUAAGCUUAAAGAGACUUCAGAAAAUGCUUUAAAGAAACCAGUGGCAGACUGUGUGAUUUCAAUUCCUAGUUUCUUUACUGAUGCUGAGAGAAGAUCUGUGAUGGCUGCAGCCCAAGUUGCAGGGUUAAAUUGCUUAAGGCUGAUGAAUGAAACUACUGCAGUUGCUCUAGCAUAUGGAAUUUAUAAGCAGGAUCUUCCCUCAUUAGAUGAGAAACCAAGAAAUGUGGUAUUUAUUGAUAUGGGACAUUCUGCCUAUCAAGUCUCGGUUUGUGCUUUUAACAAAGGGAAACUUAAAGUCUUGGCUACUACCUUUGAUCCGUAUUUGGGAGGCAGGAAUUUUGAUGAAGCUUUAGUAGACUACUUCUGUGAUGAAUUCAAGACCAAAUAUAAGAUUAAUGUGAAAGAAAACUCUCGGGCCUUGUUACGUUUAUACCAGGAAUGUGAAAAAUUAAAGAAGCUAAUGAGUGCAAAUGCAUCAGAUCUUCCACUGAAUAUUGAGUGCUUCAUGAAUGACCUUGAUGUUUCUAGUAAAAUGAACAGGUCUCAGUUUGAACAGUUAUGUGCUUCCCUCUUGGCCAGGGUUGAACCACCUUUAAAAGGAGUAAUGGAGCAGGCUAACUUACAACGUGAAGAUAUAAAUAGUAUAGAAAUUGUGGGAGGAGCAACAAGAAUCCCUGCAGUGAAGGAGCAAAUCACUAAAUUCUUUCUCAAAGACAUCAGCACCACAUUAAAUGCCGAUGAAGCUGUUGCAAGAGGAUGUGCAUUACAGUGUGCGAUUCUCUCACCAGCAUUUAAAGUGCGUGAAUUUUCCAUAACAGACAUUGUCCCUUAUUCAAUCACACUAAGAUGGAAGACCUGUUUUGAAGAUGGAACUGGGGAAUGUGAAGUGUUCUGCAAGAACCAUCCUGCCCCAUUCUCAAAAGUCAUUACUUUCCACAAGAAAGAACCAUUUGAGCUAGAAGCAUUUUAUACAAAUUUGCAUGAAGUGCCUUAUCCUGAUCCAAGAAUUGGGAGCUUCACUAUUCAGAAUGUUUAUCCGCAGUCUGAUGGUGAUAGUUCCAAAGUAAAAGUUAAAGUUCGUGUCAACAUCCAUGGAAUCUUCAGUGUGGCUAGUGCAUCUGUCAUUGAAAAACAGAACUUGGAAGGAGAUCACAGUGAUGCUCCUAUGGAGACUGAAGCAUCAUUUAAGAAUGAAAACAAAGAUGAUGUGGAUAAAAUGCAGGUUGACCAAGAAGAAGGAAGUCAUCAGAAAUGCCAUGCUGAGCAUACCCCAGAAGAGGAAAUUGAUCAUACAGGAGCCAAAACAAAGUUAGCUCCAUCAGACAAACCAGACCGAUUAAAUCAAAAUAUUAAAAAAGCAAAAGUCAAGAGUAUUGACCUUCCUAUUCAGAGCAGCUUGUGUAGACAACUGGGCCAAGAUCUUCUCAAUAGCUACAUUGAAAACGAGGGGAAGAUGAUAAUGCAGGAUAAGUUAGAGAAAGAAAGAAAUGAUGCUAAGAAUGCUGUUGAAGAAUAUGUAUACGACUUUAGAGACAAGCUGGGCACUGUCUAUGAAAAAUUCAUCACUCCAGAAGACAUGAAUAAACUAUCUGCAAUAUUGGAAGAUACAGAAAAUUGGCUUUAUGAAGAAGGAGAAGACCAACCUAAACAAGUAUAUGUGGAUAAACUUCAAGAACUAAAGAAAUAUGGCCAGCCUAUUCAAAUGAGGUACAUGGAACAUGAAGAAAGACCAAAAGCUUUAAAUGACUUGGGAAAAAAGAUUCAACUCGUCAUGAAAGUGAUAGAAGCAUACAGAAACAAGGAUGAAAGAUAUGAUCAUUUGGAUCCUGCUGAAGUGGACAAAGUUGAAAAAUAUAUCAGUGAUGCCAUGAGUUGGCUGAAUAGUAAGAUGAAUGCACAGAACAAAUUAAGUCUUACUCAAGAUCCUGUGGUAAAAGUUUCAGAAAUAGUUGCAAAAUCAAAGGAACUGGAUAAUUUCUGUAACCCCAUCAUUUACAAGCCCAAACCGAAAGUAGAGGUUGCUGAGGACAAAGCGAAAGCUAAUAGUGAACACAAUGGACCAAUGGAUGGACAGAGUGGAACUGAUCCUAAGCCAGAGGCAACUAAAGAUAGCACACAGCAUGCUAAGUCUUCUGGGGACAUGGAAGUGGACUAAGUCUUCAUUUUACCUUUACUUUACAAAUAGUGCAAGUAACCCCAGGGUCCAUUCUUUUACAUCUGGUACACACAAUAGUUGUUCAAUUGUUCUUAAUCACUUUGUCAUUUGGUUUUUGGAGUAGUUUUGAAAAGUGUUUUUUAUUGAGUGCACUUCUGUUCAUUUCUAUGGCUGCUUAUGUGACGCUUUAGCCACAUUUAGAUUUAUAAAUCCACUUAAGAUUUCCUGGUAUAUUUCACAUCAAACAUGCAAGUUUGAAAUGUAAUUGGCAACAAUCUGAUUUAUUUAAAACCUCUACUUGGAUAAAAACUUCAUUCCUUUAUUUAGGAAAGACUACCCUAUUGCACUGUUGUUGCACAAGUGUAGAUUUAGUUGCAUCGUUACUUUGAAAGAAAUUCAAACUGAUGUGGUUUCUGAAAAGCCACUGAGGCACUGAUUUUUUUCUAGUUAUUGUUUAAAUAUUAAAUAAGAGGUUCCUCCACAAUUUAGUGCAUCUCAUUGAUGUGCCAUGAGAACUCCAAAGCUCUGCUGUCAUCACAUAAAUGAACGAAAUCACACACUAAAAGAUAAAAAUGAACAAUUUUAUGUGAAGGUGACACCAGCAGUUUGCUGCUUUUAUUGGUAAUAUGGAUUGAUUUUUUAGAGAUAUGUAUUUUGUUGCAUGAAACUUUUGAUUCUAAAGACCAGCUGCUGCUAAAAUAAUGCUAACCUAAAAGUACAGACAACUUCUGAUGAGAUUAAUUUUUAAAGGGAAAUGCUGUCAACCUACUCAAUAAUAUGUCUGCAAUACUGAUAGCCUCAGUUUAAAUAUUUGCCUAUCUCUUGAUUUUAAUACCUUAACAUGAGUAUGGAGAAAUGACACAAUGUAUGCAUUAUACAUAUAUAUACACAUACAUAUAGACAUGUGUGUAUCUAUUUAUAUGCAUGCAUACAUGUUUAUGUAUACAUAAGUACACAUGUGUGCAUAAGUAUGUUUGUAUGUAGUAUUUAUUGUUUCUUACAAUUUAGAAAAACACUAUGAAAUGGUAAUACUUGAAAAGGAGCAGUUAUACCAGUCUUAGGAAUUAGUGCUUAUAAUAAGUUUAACUAUAUUACACAGCAAUAGGUGAACUAUAGAAUGUUAUAUAGUAUGAUUGAUGUGAUUAAAUUAUAGUUCCUGCUGUUAGUCACCUUUUGAAAAUCUGGCCCCAAUAGGGGUGCAUCUUCAGAAUGUAAGUUAAGUGUGUGAAGAGACAGUAAGAGUAAGAUACACUAAGAGCCUAAUCUGUGCUCCAUCACCAGGUUUGUUCACAUCUGUCCAAAGACUUGAGACUGUUCAGGUAUGGGAACAGACUGAGUGACAUUUCAGCUUACAGGAGAACGAAGCAUAGGCAAAUGCACGAGCCCUUCUGUUAAUGCCAAUCAGCUAGAUUGACUUCAGUUAAAAUUUGAAAGGCUCCUUUCUCCCCUCAAAGCUAAAUCUUAAGAAUACUAACUUUUCUUUAGUAAAAAGUGAGAAUGUAAUAUCUUUAGGGAUAGUCAAUAUUUCUUACAACUAGUUCUCUAAGAGAGAUUUUGUUUCUACAAUGUAGUCUGCACUGAAAGGAGAAUAUGGAGGAGUGUAUUUUGCAGGGAUUUUUAUUCAUACUUUUCUGGGGGUAAGAUAUUUCUUUUUGCAUUAAAAAAUCAUAUAGACUAAUUUUAAGAAUAUCUACUAUUCUUUAAGUUAGGCUUUGCUUAGUAUUAGAAAUCUGUAAACGAAGUAAUUAUCUCCAAUAAGUGAUGAAAUACAUUUCUUAAA